Messenger RNA from Lutzomyia longipalpis, 3507 nucleotides. RefSeq names its product PHAF1 protein CG7083. The record is from RefSeq and is a predicted model, not a curated record. The transcript is spliced from 5 exons. NCBI's taxonomy places the organism in Eukaryota, Metazoa, Arthropoda, Insecta, Diptera, Psychodidae. Gene Ontology annotation, biological process: Golgi to plasma membrane protein transport. The coding region runs from base 133 to 1467 and encodes 444 amino acids. Gene Ontology annotation, cellular component: trans-Golgi network.
AUUGGAGUGCAAAAUUAACAACAAAGAAAAUUUGAGUGAAGAAAGGAAAACUGCGUAAAAAGUUGAAAAAAGGGCGAGAAAAGUGUUGAGAAUUUUCAUUUUUACUUGCAAAAUUUGUGCAAAUUGAGAAAAAUGCUUGAUCUUGAAGUUGUGCCAGAGAGAUCAUUGAGUUAUUUGGGGGAAAAACAAUGGGAAUUUAUUUUGGGGAUGCACUUUUCUCAGGCUGUGGGGAUCAUUCAGUCGCAAGUUGGUGUCAUAAAAGGUGUUCAAGUUCUCUACUCUGACACGAAUCCUUUGGGUGUGGAUAUUGUGAUAAAUCUACCGCAAGAUGGGAUAAGGCUCAUCUUUGAUUCCGUUGUACAGAGGCUCAAAAUUAUUGAAGUAUUCAACAUGAAAUUGGUUAAAUUGAAGUACUGCUCCUUGCCCUUCAAUUCACCUGAAGUUGCACCAUCAAUUGAGCAGAUAGAACAUUCCUUCGGGGCCACACAUCCGGGUGUCUAUGAUGCAGCAAAGCAACUCUUUGCUCUUCAUUUUCGCGGCUUGAGCUUCUACUUCCCAGUUGAUAGUAAACUUCAGCCAGGCUAUGCUCAUGGUUUGGGUUCUUUGCACUUCCCAAAUGGAGCCUCCCCGGUUGUGUCAAAGAUGGCCAUCUACUGUGGCGGUAGUGUGGCUGAGGCACGUGCCCCCGCAAUGCCACUUGCAUGCUACAAUCAACACCUGUACUUGGAAUCGGCCACAGUGUUGAGGAAUGCAGCCGGCACAAAGGGACUCAGGCUGCAGUUGUACACCGAAGGCAAUGGACGAGCACUUGAGCCACGGAAGCAAUGCAUGACACGGGAGAUUCUCUUUGGCGACAGCUGCCAGGAUGUGGCGAGUAAUUUGGGUAGUCCAAAUCGGGUCUUCUUCAAGAGUGAGGAUAAGAUGAAGAUUCACGCGCCCAGCGCAACGCGUCACUCUCAGGCUAAGCGUAGUGAUUUUUUCUUCAACUACUUCACCCUUGGCAUUGAUAUUCUCUUCGAUGCACGGACACAGCGCUGUAAGAAGAUCAUUAUGCACACAAACUUCCCUGGGCACUAUAACUUCAACAUGUACCACCGAUGUGAAUUUCAACUUCAACUUCAGCCUGAUAAGUCAUUCGAUGAUGGAUCCAACACCGCAGCACCCCUCAGUAUUUCAGCAUACACCAAAUGGGACGCAAUUAGCAACAGGCUGGAACCCUCUGAUCGCCCAGUGGUACUCCAUCGUGCUGGCUCAACAAAUACAGCCAAUCCCUUCGGAUCGACCUUCUGCUACGGCUAUCAGGAUAUAAUUUUCGAAGUAAUGCCUAACAACUACAUUGCAUCCGUCACUCUCUACUCAUGCACGGCUUUCCCAAAAAUCUGGCCACCACCGCUUAGUUGCCAACAGAGUGUCAAUCCCCCCAAUCGAAUGCCCCGGACGCAUGAUACGGUAAAAAUCUCAGCUUGACGACAAUUCGGGAUUCUUGGUAAUAAUCAAAAGUUGGUCAGUCUUUUCGCAAAAGAGUAGAACUACAAAUCUUUUUUUUUUUUAAUUUUUUUUGUAUAAUUUUUUUCUGUACUUUUGCAUCAUUUUCUUGGGCGCAAUAUUGCCUAUAUUACAUUUCAAAGACUUCUUUUCAUCUUCCAUAAAUUCAUCCCAUUAAACUAAGGGAUGGUCACGUUAUUUUGGAAACUCGGGCGAACAAAAUCGAUCAAAAACUGUUUUUUUCGGUGUUAAAUCUUAAUUCCGAGUAUCAGCAAUCGUGGCGCUAGUUGUCAAAAAUGUGAACAAAGUGAUGUGUCACGUGGUACGGUGACGUCACUGAGUACACAGCAAAAUGGUAUUUUAGCUCGAUAGAGUUUCCAAAAUAACGUGACCAUCCCUUAUGAAUUCGUUAUAUUUUGAAAAGAAGAUUUAAAGUAAACAAUGCUCCUUUUCAAAAUUAAGAAUUCUUGUUUUUUUGCCUUUUAUAGAGAAAAAAAAAUGUACUGGUAAGCUGACCAAGCUUACGGGAGCUGUGUUUCUUUCAGUGUACCAAUUUUGUGAGAGCAAACUAGAACGCGAAUUAAUUUAAAUACGCGCAAAGUCGGGAAAAGUUGAAAAGUCAUACCCUAAGAAAUGUUUGGAAGGCCAUAUCUCGAGAACGGAUCCAUAGAUUUUCAUAAAUUUUUUUUUGUUUGAAAGGUCUUGAAGUCAUCUAUAACAUAUCGAAAAAUGAAAAAAAUUUAUGUCGCCAUUUUCGAAAAAUUCGAGUUCGAAAUUUUCGAAAAUUUUGUUUUUGAUUUUAGCGCCUCUUGCGGUCAUUUCUCGAAGUUGCAAUGUUCUAGACAUUUGUAGGGUUUCACGAAACCUUUCAUUUGCGCUUGAGUUGAUCAAGAUCGGACUUGUAGAACCUGAGAUAUGACAUGCCAACUUUGGAAGGCUAUAUCUCGAGAACGGAUCCAUAGAUUUUCUUCAUUUUUGGCAUGAAACUAGAUAAUAUAGUCAGCUACAACAUAUCAAAAAAUGAAAAAAAUUUAUGUCGCCGUUUUCGAGAUAUUCAUCGAAAACUCAUCGAAAAUUUUGUUUUUGAUUUUUGGCCCCCUAGCGGUCACUUUUGAAACUUAGGAUGUUCUAGAGAGUUGUAGGGUUUGUUGAGAUCUUUCAUUUGACUCCGGGUUGAUCAAAAUCGGUCAAGCCGUUUUCGAGUUAUGGUCGAUUUUCGAUGAAAAAUUGUGGCGGCCAUAUUGACUAAACGGCUUGACCGAUUUUCGAAAAUGAGGUAUCGUUGGAAAGGUAUUGAUGGCCCCUACAACAUAUCAAAAUUUCAGACCUCUAGCUAUAAUAGCGGCUGAGAUAUAGCGAAAACAAAAUUUUGAGAUUAUUCAAAAUGGCGGACGGGGGGGUGGGGGGGUGGAUUUGACCUCAUAAUCGGAUUUCUUCAGGUCGAUAUUUAAACUUUGCCGUUUACCGCAAGUCUCUAUCUAUCACCGUUCUCUUGCAAUUUAAGUUUAUAAUCCGGACGGACGGCCGGCCGGCCGGAAAAAACUUAUUUUUGGCGCAUACGUUUUUUGGAAUGUGGGGACCCUAAUUCGUGCUCAUACCAAGUUUGAGCCCGAUCUGACGACUUUCGAUUUUGCUCGGUACACAAAAGCUGUGUCUGAAAGAAACACAGCUAACUAUUAAAUGAUCUAUAAAAAAAAUGAAAAUAACAACAUAAAAUACCAAAAAAAAAAUAGUUGCAAUUUAAAAUUAAUUAAUCAAACUCAUGUAACGCAAUUGAAGUGUUUCUCUCGUAUUAAAUAAAUAUUUGUGGUUUAAAUUGGUUUAUGCAAUAGAUUAAUUUUAUCCCAAAACAAAACAGAAUUUUAAAAAAAAAAUCAACUUCUAAUACGAAACUUGAUUUGUCUUCAAAAACUUUUUUUUCCUUUACCACAAGAAUCCAUAUUUUUUUCUAAAGGACAUUUUGCAACAUAUUGAUACAAAAAUUUAAUAUUGAAAUAAAUGUGAAUAAUUUACCAAGUAAAA